GAAAAACAUUUUCAUAACAUCUUUGCCAAGUGGACAAAAUGGAAAGAAUUAAUAUUUCACUCUAUUUUCACAGUUGUAUGUUGUUAUAGGUAAAAACAAAUUUUGUUUAUAUCCUCCUGUCUGUUACCUGUUGAAUUCUAAUCCCAGUACAUAUCUGUCAGUCACUGAUGAGUGAAUGAAAAAAGCAAACAACUGAAAAUUUAUUCUUGUUGACGGUACUGGCCUGCAUUUUCUCCAUUCAACUCUAUUAAACUAUAAAUUCACAAAUGGAAUGAAUUCACUGAACUGCCUUUACAUCAGCGCGUGUGUGUGAGUGUGUGUGUGUAAAAUGCUCCUAGCAAGUAUUACUUUCAAACUUUUGAUUCCACUGAUACUUGGAAGUGAAAUUAAUAUAUCGAAAUAUAAAGCAGUUCUUCUUCACAGACAUAAUUUUAUCAGACAAUCAAGAAAUAAAUGCGAACACACGUAUAUGCCACCAUCAGAGACUGAAUUGACAGAUUUAAUAUGGGAUGAUGGAUUGGCUAUCACUGCUCAAAUGUAUGCUAAAAGGUGUAGAAAUGUUAUUAGUAGUCCACAUGAGAGAACUACUUGCAAAUGGAAGUCAGUUGGUCAAAAUGUUGCGGAAGUUGGUGAAAUUAAAGAUGCCCCCGCGUUAUGGAGAGAUGGUGCUCGAUAUUAUGAGUAUAAAGAUGAUUUAUGCACAAAAGAAAAUGAUGAGUAUUAUUGUGAUAGUUUCAAACAGAUAGUUUACGCCAAUACAACGCAUAUAGGCUGUGGUGCACAUUUAUGUAAUGAAAACAUCGAUUCAAAAAAGUACAUAGUUGUUUGUAACUAUGCACUAGCCGCUCAUGGAAGACCGUAUGCUGAUGGAACAAUAACUCGUUGUCAAAUGUCACCUUCAUGAUGAUAAAGACAUCGGCUAUGGGUCCUUGAAGUUUUCUCAUUCAUCAUCUUCAAAACAACAAUCAUUUUUGUUUUGCAUAUUCGGUGAAAAUUUUGUCUAAUUUUACUUGGUAAACACAAUAUUUAUUGAUAUUGCUAAUAAUAAAUAUUAUUCUGGGCUAGAACAGAAGAA
This is a messenger RNA of Trichobilharzia regenti, 1075 nucleotides long. The record is from the annotation of a GenBank genome assembly. NCBI's taxonomy places the organism in Eukaryota, Metazoa, Platyhelminthes, Trematoda, Strigeidida, Schistosomatidae.